Molecule: messenger RNA, 990 nt
Organism: Verticillium dahliae VdLs.17
Lineage: Eukaryota; Fungi; Ascomycota; Sordariomycetes; Glomerellales; Plectosphaerellaceae
Product: 4-coumarate-CoA ligase
Exons: 2
Coding region: 1-990 (329 amino acids)
Molecular function (GO): CoA-ligase activity
Source: RefSeq, a predicted model, not a curated record
AUGUGCUUCAGCUCCGGCACGUCUGGCAAGCCUAAGGCGGUCGUCUUAUCCCACCACAACCUUAUCGCGCAACUCCUUAGCGUGCCUCCCGCCUGGAUCGGUAAUUACGUGCAACCGAUGAGACGGUUCGAGUACCGUCCAUAUCUCCAAAGAGCCGCUGAGCUGAAGGCCAACAUACUGCGGCUGGUGCCUGCGACGGCUGUGAGGAUGACGAAAGACCCAGAAAUCAAGAAUCUUGAUCCGAGUGCCGUUCACACCGUCAUGUGCUCUGGCUCACACUUAUCCAGCGAUACCGUUGUGGCACUCCAUCAAAUCUUAAGCCCAGAAGCAACAAUGCUCAACGGCUACGGCAUGAGCGAGGCAACCGUGACGCUCCUCCGCAACACUCGCGGUGGUCAAAAGGGUGCCAGCGUCGGGAAGCCAGCUGCGGGCAUGGAGGUCCGCAUAGUGGACGAAAAUUACAACGAUGUCCAAGCGGGAGUUGAUGGAGAGUGUCUUAUUAGAGGGCCGUCGGUUUUUAUGGAGUACAAGAACAACGUAGCUGAGACUGCGGCAGCAUUUAGGGGUGGAUGGAUGUGUACUGGCGAUAUUGUUCAUGUCGAUCAGGACGGUUAUUUCUGGCUUACCGGUCGAAAGAAGGAACUCAUCAAGUACAAAGGCCAUCAGAUCGCCCCAGCGGAGCUCGAAGCAAUACUGCUUCCCCAUCCAUCCGUCACAGAUGCCGGUGUCUGUGGCGUUAGGGACGAGGCUACGCAGGAAGAACUCCCAGUCGGCUUUGUUUCCCUCUCCACGGCCAUGAGUAACAGAGAUAGAAGCCAGACAAUGGAACGUCUGAGCGUUUUCAUGGAUGCGAGGGUCUCAUCUUACAAGAGGCUCAGAGGUGGGCUGUUCUUGGUCGAGUCACUGCCCAAGAACAGCUUGCCAGAGCUGUUGAGAAGAGAGCUUGUCCGGCUUGCGGAGCGUUUGAGGAGCUCACGAGCUAGAAUAUGA